Molecule: messenger RNA, 3085 nt
Organism: Elaeis guineensis (African oil palm)
Lineage: Eukaryota; Viridiplantae; Streptophyta; Magnoliopsida; Arecales; Arecaceae
Product: oxysterol-binding protein-related protein 1D
Cellular component (GO): cytosol; membrane
Molecular function (GO): sterol binding
Source: RefSeq, a predicted model, not a curated record
CUCUCUUCUCUCACACUCUUUCCACUGAGCGCUGCUGCUGGCGCUGCGACGCCGAUCAGCGAAUUUAAUGGAUCUGUCCGCGCCUGCUCCUCUUUAUCGCCCAGCUUAAUUGCAGCUGAGAGGCUCUCUUAAUAAAAACACACACUCUCUCUUUCUCUCUCUAGAUCCCAUUCGUACCGUUCUUAUGUCAUCCCCCGGAGACUUUGAAGGGCCCGUCUCCUCGAUCUCCCUCAAUCGAACUCCUUCCACCCCCUUCCUCUCUUCAUCGCCUAAGGCUCCAACCCUGGCCGCCGCUUCUCCAUCUCCCUGGAUCCCAAUGCCCUUCGAUCCCUUGUCCAUUCCCUCCAAUCUUCGUUGAGUGCCGAAGGACCCCUGGAUCCGAUCUCCAGCUAUUUUUCGUUUUUUUAGGGAUUUUUGCUGCAUUUUCUUGGGAAAUUUUUGGGGUUUCUGGUAGAUCAUAUAGGUAGAGAUGAAUCCGCUCUGCUGCAUUGCGCCGGUGUCGCUGGAUCGGGGGGAGCGCGGGAACUCGCCCGUGGUAACGCUGAAGGCGAAGCCGGCGGCGGCGGCGGCGGCAGCAGGUGUUGAGAAUCAGGGGAGGAAUUCGUCGAGCAAGCAGCUGUUAUCGUCGGCUCCUCUGGCCUCAGAGUCGGAUUUGGGUGUGAGUCGAGAGGCGGAUGAGGGGGCGGGGGCCACGGCGGCGGCGGCGGGGGAGGGGAGUGAGGGGAAGGGCAGCGGCAGAGGGUGCACGGCGAAUGGGGUGGUGGCGGGUGUUCUGUACAAGUGGGUGAAUUACGGGAAGGGGUGGAGAUCGAGGUGGUUUGUGCUGCAGGAUGGCGUUCUGUCUUAUUACAAGGUGCAUGGGCCGGAUAAGAUUGCUGUGGGGCCGGUAUGCGAGGUCGGCGGCGUCCGGGUGAUCGGAGAAGACUCUCUGAGACGGGUGAAGAAGGACCAGGCGGCGGGUGGGGCAGCAGGGCGGGGGAUGGCAAAGCAGUGGAAGCCAUUUGGGGAGAUACAUUUGAAGGUUUCUUCAAUUCGUGGCAGUAAAUCAGAUGAUAAAAGGCUGUAUAUUUUCACUGGCACUAAAACUCUUCAUUUACGGUGUGAUUCUAGAGAAGAUCGUAGUGCAUGGAUUGAAGCAUUGCUGUCAGCUAAAGAUCAUUUUCCUCGUAUGCUAACCAGCAAUGACUUUGCACCUACCAUAGAUAUCAGAGUCUCUACUGAGAAGCUACGGGGACGAUUGCUGCAGGAAGGACUCGGUGAAGCAGCAGUCAAAGAGUGCGAGUCUAUAAUGCUCUCUGAACUCUCUGAGCUGCAGAACCAGUUAAAAUCUCUUCAACAAAAACAUAUUGUUUUACUUGACACACUAAGGCAGUUGGAGACAGAGAAAGUGGAGCUAGAAACUACAGUAGUAGACGAAACAAAGGAGCGUGAAGCACAUGCUGGACAGGGGAAUGGGAGAUUCAGCGACUUCUAUUCAGUUAUGUCAGAGGGCAGCGCAACUGACUCCGAUGCAGACAAUGAAAGUCAAGGUCCAGAUGGGGAAACGGAUGAAGAUGAUGGGAUGUAUUUUGACACGAGUGACUUUCUGUCGUCAGAGUUACUGAGAAGUGCCUCAUAUCGUUGUAGAGAAACUAGGACAAAUGGCUGCAUGUGUUUAACAUGUGAUAGAAAUUCCUGCUGUCCUGAUGAUAUGAGAAGUAUUCUCAUUGGAUUGAAAACCAUUGAGUAUCCUUAUGUUAAACGGAGAGAGAAGUUGCCAGAGCCGAAGGAAAAAGAGAAACCUGUGGGCUUGUGGUCAAUAAUUAAAGAAAACAUCGGAAAAGAUCUUUCUGGAGUUUGUCUUCCUGUUUAUUUCAACGAGCCACUCUCUUCCUUGCAAAAAUGCUUUGAGGACCUGGAAUAUUCAUACUUGGUUGAUCGUGCAUUGGAAUGGGGCAAGCAGGGAAACAGCUUAAUGAGGAUUCUCCACAUUGCAGCAUUUGCGGUAUCUGGCUAUGCUUCAACGGAAGGUCGACAAUGCAAACCUUUCAACCCUCUUCUUGGGGAGACAUAUGAAGCUGAUUAUCCAGAUAAAGGUCUUCGCUUCUUCUCUGAGAAGGUCAGUCACCACCCAAUGAUUGUUGCUUGUCACUGUGAAGGUAGAGGAUGGAAAUUCUGGGGUGAUUCCAAUCUGAAAGGAAAGUUUUGGGGUCGAUCGAUCCAGCUUGAUCCUAUUGGCAUUCUAACUCUCCAGUUUGAAGAUGGAGAAACAUUUCAAUGGAGUAAAGUCACCACUUCUAUAUAUAACAUUAUAAUUGGUAAAAUUUAUUGUGAUCACUAUGGUACCAUGCGCAUAAAGGGUAGUGGCCAUUACUCCUGCAAGCUCAAGUUUAAAGAACAGUCCAUCAUUGAUCGAAAUCCACAUCAGGUACAUGGAUUUGUGCUGGAUAAUAGAACAGGAAAGAAGGUAGCAAUGUUGAUGGGUAAGUGGGAUGAAGCCAUGUAUUAUAUACUAGGUGAUCCGAGUACAAAGCCUAAGGGGUAUGAUCCAAUGUCUGAGGCUGUGCUUCUUUGGGAACGAGACAAGUCUGUCACUCAGACACGUUACAACCUUACACCAUUUGCUAUCUCCUUAAAUGAGCUGACACCUAGCUUGUUGGAGAAGUUGCCUCCAACCGACUCUCGUCUUCGGCCUGAUCAACGGCACCUAGAAAAUGGUGAAUAUGAGCUGGCAAAUGCGGAGAAACUCAGGCUUGAACAAUUGCAAAGACAGGCGAGGAAGCUACAGGAGAAGGGAUGGCAACCCAGGUGGUUCAGAAAAGAUAGAGAAGAUGAUUGUUACCAAUAUGUAGGUGGAUAUUGGGAAGCAAGAGAGGAGGGGAGAUGGAAUGGUAUUCCAGAUAUAUUUGGUCAGAAUAGUUCUCUGCCAUGUGUAGAUUGAAUUUUUCUUUUUCUUUUUUUAAAAUUUUCCCCUCCUUUCUCCAUUUUAGAUAUCUGUUUUAGUUCUUGUGUUGCAUCUUUCAGAUUAUCUUCCUUCGGAAACAGCUUUGUAAGGAUUUUAUAAAGUCGUAAUAUAUAUAGUCAAGAGGGUGGUAAUUUUUGGUAA